Messenger RNA from Triticum turgidum subsp. durum (durum wheat), 861 nucleotides. The record is from the annotation of a GenBank genome assembly. Lineage: Eukaryota; Viridiplantae; Streptophyta; Magnoliopsida; Poales; Poaceae.
AUGGACAAAUUUGUUAAUCUCCCUCGUGGGUAUGGAUACAUCGAGUUCAAGAAGAGGACUGAUGCUGAGAAGGCUCUUCUUUACAUGGAUGGUGGUCAAAUUGAUGGAAAUGUUGUCAAGUUGAAGUUCACACUGCCACCACGCCAAAGGGCUUCUUCACCUUUAAAGCCACCUCCUCCUCCCCCCAAAAGAGAUGCUCCUCCGAAUGAUAAAGUUGCUAUUGGUGCUGAAAAGGAUGCUCAGCAGCGGCCUGGGGGAUCAGCAUCUCCACGAAAGAAGCCAGCUUCUCCGCCGCGAAAGAGGUCUCCUCCAAAUAGAAGGGCUGAGUCACCCCGGCGUCCACCCAAUCCAUCUCCAAGGCGUCGUGCUGAUUCUCCUAUUCGUCGUCGACCAGAUCUUUCCCCUGUUAGGCGUGGUGAUAGAAGACCAGGAUCUCCAAUUAGAAGACGUUCUCCUUCACCUAGAAGGCAUAGGUCACCAAUGCGCUUAUCACCGCGCAGACGCUCCCCGGGGCCUCCUAGGCGCUCACCUGGGCCUCCCAGACGCAGAUCACCACCACCAAGGAGGUUGAGGAGUCCUCCAAGAAGGCCACCACCACCACCUCCGCGUCGUCACAGCCGCUCCCCUCCUCCUCGCCGCCCUCUUCACUCCCGCUCCAGAUCAAUUUCUCCACGCAGGGGCCGGGGACCACCAUUGAGGCGUGGAAGGUCAGAUUCAUCCUAUUCUGCAUCACCCAGUCCUCCAAGAAAGGGACCGAGAAGGGUGUCAAGGAGCCGCAGCCCUAGAAGGCCUCCCAGAGGAAGGAGUGGCUCUAGCGACAGCGGGAGCAGCAGCUCUUCCCCAACCCCAAGGCGCAGGUAG